CUCUGCUAAGCAUUAGCUGGAAGAAACACGAAAAAUUUACAAGUCAUCGGCAAAAAAACAGAGUCAAAAUAAAGCGAUCCAGCUAAAAAUUUAUAUUGAUCAAUAAGUUUAUAUCGCAAACAAAGUAAAUAGAAAUGGCACAAACGCUCGAGGACAAAUCGAUAUGGGAGGAUGGCGAGGAGUCGCUAGGCGAAGAAGUGCUGCGUAUGUCCACGGAUGAGAUUGUGAGCAGGACUCGCUUGAUGGACAACGAAAUCAAAAUAAUGAAAAGCGAAGUGAUGCGCAUUACACACGAAAUUCAGGCUCAGAAUGAGAAGAUCAAAGACAAUACGGAAAAGAUUAAGGUUAACAAAACGUUGCCAUAUCUUGUGUCCAACGUCAUUGAGCUGCUGGAUGUGGAUCCACAAGAGGAGGAGGAUGAUGGCUCUGUCACUGUGCUGGACAAUCAACGCAAGGGCAAGUGUGCGGUGAUCAAAACAUCGACGCGUCAAGCGUAUUUCUUGCCAGUCAUUGGCCUGGUUGAUGCUGAGAAACUCAAACCCGGCGAUUUGGUUGGUGUCAAUAAAGACUCUUAUCUGAUUCUGGAAACCCUGCCGGCUGAGUAUGAUGCCCGUGUGAAGGCCAUGGAAGUGGAUGAACGUCCCACAGAGCAGUAUUCCGAUAUUGGUGGUCUCGACAAGCAGAUUCAAGAGCUGAUCGAAGCUGUUGUGCUGCCCAUGACACACAAGGAGAAGUUCAAGAACUUGGGCAUUCAUCCACCAAAGGGUGUCCUGCUCUAUGGUCCUCCUGGAACUGGCAAAACGCUGCUAGCUCGCGCUUGUGCCGCACAGACCAAGUCCACUUUCCUCAAGCUGGCCGGACCACAGCUGGUGCAGAUGUUUAUUGGUGACGGCGCCAAGUUGGUGCGCGAUGCUUUUGCUCUGGCCAAGGAGAAGGCUCCCGCCAUCAUCUUUAUCGAUGAACUGGACGCCAUCGGUACCAAGCGUUUCGAUUCCGAGAAGGCCGGUGAUCGUGAGGUACAGCGUACUAUGUUGGAGCUGCUGAAUCAAUUGGAUGGCUUCAGUUCGACGGCUGACAUUAAAGUUAUUGCUGCCACGAAUCGUGUGGAUAUUCUGGACCCUGCUCUGUUGCGUUCGGGUCGUCUGGAUCGUAAGAUCGAGUUCCCACAUCCCAACGAAGAGGCGCGUGCACGCAUUAUGCAAAUUCACUCGAGAAAAAUGAAUGUUAGCAACGAUGUGAACUUUGAGGAGUUGUCGCGAUCCACUGACGAUUUCAAUGGCGCUCAGUGCAAGGCAGUUUGUGUGGAAGCCGGUAUGAUUGCUCUGCGUCGGUCGGCCACAUCAGUGACACACGAGGACUUCAUGGAUGCCAUCAUGGAGGUGCAGUCCAAGAAGAAAGCUAAUCUUAACUACUAUGCUUAGGCCUAAACAAAAAAGGAAAUUUACUUGUAAAACUGAAUACACAAAUACAAUAUUAAACAACAA
Molecule: messenger RNA, 1484 nt
Organism: Drosophila sulfurigaster albostrigata
Lineage: Eukaryota; Metazoa; Arthropoda; Insecta; Diptera; Drosophilidae
Gene: Rpt5
Product: 26S proteasome regulatory subunit 6A-B
Exons: 3
Coding region: 135-1421 (428 amino acids)
Biological process (GO): proteasome-mediated ubiquitin-dependent protein catabolic process
Cellular component (GO): proteasome regulatory particle, base subcomplex
Molecular function (GO): proteasome-activating activity; ATP binding; ATP hydrolysis activity
Source: RefSeq, a predicted model, not a curated record